This is a messenger RNA of Frankliniella occidentalis (western flower thrips), 1143 nucleotides long. RefSeq names its product proteasome inhibitor PI31 subunit (gene PI31). Lineage: Eukaryota; Metazoa; Arthropoda; Insecta; Thysanoptera; Thripidae. Bases 113 to 949 code for a protein of 278 amino acids. The transcript has 5 exons. Gene Ontology annotation, molecular function: proteasome binding; endopeptidase inhibitor activity. Gene Ontology annotation, biological process: proteasome-mediated ubiquitin-dependent protein catabolic process. The record is from RefSeq and is a predicted model, not a curated record.
UCUCAGAUCCUACCUCGAGUCCGUCCCGGAGAUGAACAGCUUCACAACAAACACUGCUAUGCUGCAAUGAUGAUUUUGUGAUAUUUUUGAGAGAUAUUUCUGUUUCUUCGCAAUGUCUUCCGAUACUUUUGGACUGGAACUCAGUUUCCGCACUGUUUCGGAAGCAGUUAAACGGAAAGAUGAUGUGCUUGUAGUGAUUGUCCAUUGGUUUCUUACUAAAUUUGGAUUCCGGUGUGUUGGUUUAGGCGAUGAUAAAACAUUGUCUGGAAGUGAAAAUGGUAGUGAGCUUUUACCUACUGGGUGGAGCGAUCCUGAAACAUAUUCCCUUCGUUAUGUUUAUGAUGGAAAUCUCUUCAUUUUGAGGGGAGUGCGUGCUGAUGAAACGUUGAUCCUCAACUUGUUGCAUACUCCUGAUCUUAAUGUUUCCAAUCUAGCUGUCAAUGUGACUGAAGUGGUGGCUGAUAUCAAUGGCACAGUUGAAAAAAUGGUACCCUCCCACAUUGGGCUAAUUGAUCGCAUCCGCAAGGAACUAGUCGAGCCAGUCACCAAAAAGAUAUCAUCAGAAGCAACAACUCAGACAUCUUCUCAGGCUACUCCACGGUCUGAGGAUAUUGGGUCCCUUAGAGAGGGAUACCGUGAUCCUCUUAGAGUUCCAAUUGGUGUUGGUGGACCUGGUGGGCCACCUCGUUUGGAUCCAUUCAAUUAUGGGAGAUCAGAUCUAGAUCCUCUUGGUGUUGGAGGACCAGGCAGAGGAGGUCUAGGAGGUAUGCUCUUUGAUCCAUUCCAAAGAGGGAGAGGAAUGGAGCCUCCAGGUGGCUUGCCAAGGGGUAGAGUUCCUGGUGCUAGAUUUGAUCCCAUCGGACCUCCAGGAAUUGGCCGACCUGGAAGAGGAUUUGAGCCUGAUCCAGAUCAUUUGCCACCUCCUGGUUAUGAUGAUAUGUUUAUGUAGAACUGAUUCAUUUAUUUCAUCCAUUGAGUUAUUAUUUUUCUGCUCCCGAGUACGUUUAGUCCUUUUCUUGCAUAUAAUUUGUUCUCUUAUUUUUGUAUACUUCUAUGGCUGUUGUAGUUUUAAAUGUUCCUACUACAUGGGCCUAAUAUCUUAAAUUUUCUAAAUUAGAUUUUAAAAUAAAUUGAGUAAGCUAA